CUGCUCCGCCGCACUUUCAGAAAUGUGUGGGUUCGCGAAUUAAUUACCGGCGUCGUUAAAUCUUCGUCCACCAAGCGAUCUCGUCUUUCCGCAUCUCAAACCCCCUCCGACGAACUUGACGUCUCAGUCUCCGCCCAACUUGCGGUUAAAUCGAUUGAUUCUCCUGUUCGUAUAACGUUCAUCUUCAAACCACAUUCAAAAUGAAGCACCUCGCCGCUUACCUCCUGCUCGGCCUCGCCGGCAACACUGCCCCUUCCGCUGACGACGUCAAGGCCGUCCUCUCUUCCGUUGGCAUUGACGCCGACGAGGAGCGCCUCACCAAGCUCAUUGCUGAGCUCGAGGGCAAGGACAUCCAGGAGCUGAUUGCUGAGGGUACCACCAAGCUCGCCUCCGUUCCCACCGGUGGUGCUGGUGCUGCCGCCGCUGCCCCUGCUGCUGCUGGCGGUGCCGCUGCUGCCGAGGAGAAGAAGGAGGAGAAGGAGGAGGAGAAGGAGGAGUCCGACGAGGACAUGGGUUUCGGUCUGUUCGACUAAGCGUCUCGUCCCCAAGUGCGAGAUGGUCACGAACGUGGAGAAAACAAGGUCUAGCUGCAAUCCGGCUGAUACCGGUUGUCGAGCGUCUGGUUCGUCGCCUGGUGGUUUGUUCAGGAUACCCUGGUUUCUUCUGAUGCAGUUACGACUCUGUACGUAUCGUCUAUGAGCUGAAAUUGCUCAUAAGUCAAAAAAUAGAGAGACCUUGCCCAUAAACACUGGUGUU
This is a messenger RNA of Paecilomyces variotii, 756 nucleotides long. RefSeq names its product 60S acidic ribosomal protein P2/allergen Asp F 8. Gene Ontology annotation, biological process: cytoplasmic translational elongation. The record is from RefSeq and is a predicted model, not a curated record. The transcript is spliced from 3 exons. The coding region runs from base 201 to 533 and encodes 110 amino acids. Gene Ontology annotation, cellular component: cytosolic large ribosomal subunit; ribosome. Gene Ontology annotation, molecular function: structural constituent of ribosome. NCBI's taxonomy places the organism in Eukaryota, Fungi, Ascomycota, Eurotiomycetes, Eurotiales, Thermoascaceae.